CUUUAACAGCUGAUGUUUGUCGCAAAAUUUAGUUUGUUUUCUGUGCGAUUGUUGUAUAUUUUAUCGGCGUGAAGAAUCAACAAAUUAUUUAAAAUAAAGCAAAUAAUUGGUGAAUACAAUGGCGACGUGCCUCUCGAAACAGCAAUUAGAACAACAAAAAAUGCUGGAGCAGCUAAAUGAGAGUGACAAUGACGAUGAUACGGAGUUGGAGGAAGCAGCGCAGGAGGAUACUUUUGCAUUUUCUUGUAGCAGCGCUUGUUGGGUUUGUAACGGUUAUUAUGGUCCAAAUUUUGAUGAGCCACUUUGCGGCACCUGUCAUGCUUUUCUCUAUAAUACACAAGCCGCUGAAGAAGAGCUGGAGACUACGAUAUCCGAUGACGAGGACUCGGGCAAUGAUGAGCCACCUUUUAAAGACAAACAAGAAGUAGACGAAGAUGAUGAUGAUGAUGUUGACGACGUUGUGGAAGAUAUUGUCGACGAUGAGGAGGGUGUCGGUAUGUUAGACGCUGUGGUGCGUAAUGCACCUGUAAACGUUGCACAUGAAAUGCAAGUUGACAAUGUGGCACCGUUACCAGCUGUUAAUGAACCGCGACGUUCGUUAGAACGCGAAGCUGAACGUAGCAAUAUGGUGUUGUUGCCCAUACAGCGGCCACGUCCGUUAGCGCCACGCUCAUUGCCUGAUUUUCUAGAAGUGCUGAGUGAAAGACAUGCCAAUGCAGGUGAAGUUGUAGCGCCGAUAGCACCACCAAAUAAUAUACUUAUGUUGCCUGUUGAAAUUAUGGUAAUCAUAUUCUCCUACUUGGACGACAUGUCCAUGUGGAAAGCAAGUGAAGUGUGUAAGCAAUGGCGUAGCAUCUUGGAACAGAACACAUCACAACUGAUGUGGAUGCGUUAUCUGAAAGAGCGCUGGCCACUCUUCCAAUGUAUUGUCGAUGUGCCAAAUUGGCUGAAACUAUAUAGUGCAUUAAUGAAUUCGUGCUUCUGUCGCACAUGCCUGCUGCAGAUGGCGUUGAAGUCGCCACCACGCGCACGUCAAAAUGCGAUACGCAUGAAUUUCUUACGCAACGAUGCGCAUCAAUUGAAUAGUCAUGCAACGGAAGGUAUUGACGCGAUACCGCUCGAUAAACAGAAUACCUAUUGGCAAGCAAGUAUUUUAGGGCCUGCUGGCAGCCCAUACGAAGGUGGCAAGUUCUUUUUGUACAUUUUCUUUCCCGAACGCUAUCCAAUGAUUCCACCCACUGUGCGCUUCUUAACAAAGAUACUACAUCCAAAUGUCUCACGCCACGGUGAUGUCGGUAUUGAUAUUUUUCAACAUAACUGGUCGCUAGCUUUGAAUGUUUCCAAAAUUCUGUUGUCAGUGCAAAGUUUGCUCACCGAUCCAUACACAGAGGUAUGCAUGGAGCCGGAACUUGGCUAUAUGUAUGAACACAAUCGUGCACGUUUCGAGAACUUGGCGCGCUCUUGGACUUGGAAGUAUGCCAUGUUUGAGUUAAUGCCACCUUCUUAAGCAUACAUUAACACAAUUUUAUUCCACAAAGUUAAUCAGUUGCUAGUUGCGCAGCAUUUAUGAAUUGUUUAAUUUUAUUUGGCUCGAGCACAAAGAAUUCUCUCCAUUAAGUUUAUUUAUUUAUGUCAACGUAUGUACACACAUACAUACACACGUGCGUGUAUACAUAUGUUCUUUCUUUGGUUGUGCCGUAUAUCCGUAACUGUAUAAAUGACAAAAACAGACGUGCGAAUAUAGUCUACAGUUAUACUGGAUCUUUACAAAUUGUUUUCGCGUAUUUGUGUUAAUAACCAUAAUUGGUUUAUAACAACAAACCAUUACAAUUCAGCUU
Molecule: messenger RNA, 1838 nt
Organism: Zeugodacus cucurbitae (melon fly)
Lineage: Eukaryota; Metazoa; Arthropoda; Insecta; Diptera; Tephritidae
Gene: morgue
Exons: 4
Coding region: 119-1507 (462 amino acids)
Molecular function (GO): protein binding
Source: RefSeq, a predicted model, not a curated record